AAUUUUUAUCCUUAAGUAUAAAUUAAAAGUACAUGAUCUAGCGUAUAAAAUUUAAAAUUCUCGCAAAAACCGUGAGAAGAAGAAAAAGGAUCAGAUAGGGACAAAAAAGAAGGUCCAAACCCUACAAAAAUGGCGGAGAAAUUGGCUCCUGAAAAACGACACAGUUUUCUCCACAACGGUGAAAAGGUAUUUGAAUGGGAUCAAACCUUGGAAGAGGUGAAUUUUUACAUAAACUUACCGCCGAAUGUUCACUCCAAGCAGUUUUACUGUAAGAUUCAGUCCAAACAUGUCGAAGUUGGCAUCAAAGGCAACCCUCCUUAUCUCAAUCAUGAUUUGUUCUCCCCAGUGAAGACGGAUUCAUCUUUUUGGACGCUAGAGGAUGAUAUAAUGCACAUAACUUUGCAAAAGAGGGACAAGGGUCAGACAUGGUCGUCACCGAUACUAGGUCAGGGUCAGCUGGACCCGUAUGCCACUGAUCUCGAGCAGAAGCGGCUCAUGCUUCAGAGGUUCCAGGAAGAGAACCCGGGUUUCGAUUUCUCCCAAGCUCAGUUCACGGGAAGCUGUCCCGAUCCAAGGACUUUUAUGGGCGGCAUCAGUUCGGAUUGACAGUCAUCAUAUAUAAUGCCGGUUUGAUCACUUACAUUGUCCUGUUAUUAAGUAAAUAAACUAUCUAAUGUGCUUUCUCUUGCUUGUCGUAAGGCUUUGAAUUAACUUAUUGACUCGGCCAUCAAUUUGUGAUAUACAACGGCGUUUUAUCACCAUUGCUCAAAUCUAAUGUAAGAAAAUUGAGUGUCUUAUAAACCUUUAUUGAUCUUCUGUUGGACUUGA
Messenger RNA from Gossypium raimondii (Peruvian cotton), 828 nucleotides. RefSeq lists its product as uncharacterized. The record is from RefSeq and is a predicted model, not a curated record. The transcript is spliced from 5 exons. Gene Ontology annotation, biological process: protein folding. NCBI's taxonomy places the organism in Eukaryota, Viridiplantae, Streptophyta, Magnoliopsida, Malvales, Malvaceae. The coding region runs from base 130 to 606 and encodes 158 amino acids. Gene Ontology annotation, cellular component: cytoplasm.